Histoplasma capsulatum G186AR is the source of this 459-nucleotide messenger RNA. RefSeq lists its product as uncharacterized. The transcript has a single exon. The record is from RefSeq and is a predicted model, not a curated record. NCBI's taxonomy places the organism in Eukaryota, Fungi, Ascomycota, Eurotiomycetes, Onygenales, Ajellomycetaceae. Bases 1 to 459 code for a protein of 152 amino acids.
AUGGGAAAACGCCACAAGUCGCGUCAUAGCCACUCAUGGCUUCAAUCGCGCUUCCGUCCUAAAGAGGCUGUGGAGACUGACAAACCACAACGACCCGAGCUUCUCGACGAUUUCUUCUGUCAAAGACUAAGGAACAAGGGUCAAGGGUCAAGGGUCAAGGGUCCAGCGAUGUUGUGCCAACGGCUAUAUCAUUACAUUGUGAAAGCCGAGGAUAGAACUGUUACCCCAGUGACCAACCAACCCUUCAGCUCCGACAGUGAUACUGGUGCCCUCUCAACAUCAUCACUUCUCCAGCAAACGAAACCCAAACGACUGUCCCCAUAUCUUUUGAUUUUGAACUACGGCGCUAGUAGAGGAAACAUCCAAGGUUUGUAUACGAGGAUACCGGGUCCUUUGCUCGGGACUCUUGUUUUGAGAGGGAACAAACAGUCUGGCCUGGAUACCAGCUGGUGCUAUUGA